Triticum dicoccoides is the source of this 2690-nucleotide messenger RNA. RefSeq lists its product as uncharacterized. NCBI's taxonomy places the organism in Eukaryota, Viridiplantae, Streptophyta, Magnoliopsida, Poales, Poaceae. The coding region runs from base 672 to 2435 and encodes 587 amino acids. The transcript has 4 exons. The record is from RefSeq and is a predicted model, not a curated record.
CCUAUCUUCUCCUCCACCUGCAACCAUCAAUAUUUUCUAGAUCUAACCAUAUUCUCCUCCACCCGCCGCCGCCACCACCACUCCUUAGACCUAACUAUCUUCUCCUCCACCGUCAACCAUGAACAUUGUCUAGAUCUAACUAUCUUCUUCUCCAUCCAUUGCCGCCACUUCCACUCUCUAGAUAUGUUUUCCCUCGUAAAUCCAUCAUCUGUGUUUUCCUCUUAGGUGAGAUUGUGGUAUUCCAAGGUACUGACGCACUGCACCAUCCGCCCUUUCCCGACGCACCACAGUCGCUGCCCAAGCCAUCCUCCUUUUACAUCUUGGAUGAAGACGGCGAGAUCCAAAGUCAAAGGCUUCCGCCAUUCACCCUUUUCCAGCGCACCACAUCCAUUGCCCCACUUUUAGGCCAUCAUUUACAUCUUGGAACAGAGAAGACGAGAUCUAAAGUCAAAGGUUUUUUCUGUACAAUAUCCUCAGACAAGUAACCGUGGAAAAGAAAGGCAUGGCAAAACCAUUGGUGAGGAAGGUUGCAGAGUGAGCUGCCAAUGCCAUUACUGCGUUAAGGUGGUUUCGAGUUACAACUGCCUAGAGCACCAUUUAGCAGGCAUCAGGGGCAAUGUCAGCACAAGCUUAAGGAGUUCACUUGUGGAUCGCAAGAAGAGAAAGCUUGGAUGCUCAGAAAAAUGAAGAAACGGAAGCAUGAACAUGAUGAGGUUCCUCACACAAGCCCAGCCCUUCCAUCUGCUCAAGUCCAGCAACCACAGCUACAACCAACUGUGUCCAAUAACCGCUGCUUUCUUCAUUAUCUACCGGAUUUGAGGCAGCCCAAGGAAAUCGCAUAUAAUUCUUGUCAACUGAAACCCAAGGUUGAGGCAAGUGAUUACUUCGAUUCUCCGUCAGCAAAAUCAAUAGGCAAGUUCUUCUCCGAAGCUGGACCUGAGCCUGGUGUUCUCCAUUCAUCAUCUUUGAGGGAGAUGGUUGUGUUUCCCCAUGGGCCUGGGGCUGUAAUGCCUACGUACGAAGCUGUUCUGCAGGAGCAACUAAGAGAAACUGAGAACCGCGCAAAGGAACUCAAGCAAGAGUGGCAAACAAGUGGCUGCACUGUAAUUGUGGAUAGUUGGAAGAGCAAGUGUGACAAAAGCUUCGUAAGUGUCCUGGUGCACUGCAGCAAAGGUACGCAGUUCCUCAGAUCCAUUGACGUCUCUGAAAUCACCGAGGACUUCGAUGAGCUAGAAUCAAUGCUUUCUUGCGUGGUUGAAGAUGUUGGUGCCCAUAACAUUGUUCAGAUUGUCAUGAAUGACGUGUCACCCCAUAUGCAGAUGGCACGGCAGUAUGUGCUAAAUAAACAUGACAGUUUUUUCUUCGUGCUAUGUGCUGACCAUUGCAUCAACCUUCUACUUGAGAAAAUAGCAGCGCUCGAGCAUGUCAGUGAAGUCCUAAUGAAGGCAAGGGAAAUUACAAGGUUUUUAUAUGGCCAUGCACUGCCAAUGAAAUUGAAACGAUAUGUUCAGGAGGAGAUUUUGAGCAGUUCUUAUCUGAAAUUUGUGGCAGUGUUCAUCACAUUAGAGAGGUUAGUUUCUGCAAGAGUAGGUCUGGUGCAGAUGUUCAGCUCGCCUGAAUGGGUUCCCUCGGGUUGGGCUUGUCUUGAUUUGUUCGAGCGUAUCCAGAGCAUAGUAAAGACAGACGAUGCAUUUUGGCAUGCUGCUGCCAAAGUCGUGAAGGUUACAAGCCCACUUGUCAGAGUGUUGUAUAAACUGGAAUCUGAUAUCUGUCCGAUGGGUAUCUUGUAUGAAGCCAUGCAUGGUGCAAAAGAAGAGAUAUGUGUCAAUAUUGGAGAUGAAAGUGAGUUUUAUUUGCGUAUAAUUGACAAGAUAUGGGAUGGUUACUUGCAUAACCCUCUCCAUGCUGCUGGUCCGAUGCUAAACCCAAGGAUCUUUUACGCAGCUGGAUUCCACCCUUAUACUGUGAUCAGCAGUGGCAUCGCGGCCUGUAUAAUCCAACUGGGCAAGGCUCAUUACAAUCCCAUAAAAGCAUUAGCACAAUUGGAAGUGUAUGAAAAGAAAUUGGGCUAUUUCGAUACAGAUCCAGCAAAGCAGCAAAUAAUGGAAUUACCACAAGUUAAAUGGUGGUCGAAGCACGGGGCUUGCGUGCCCGACCUGCGGACCCUUGCGAGGCGUGUCCUGAUCCAGACGUGCUUCGGCGCCACCAGGUACAACAUCGACUGGAGCCUGUCGGAGAAGCUGCACGCCGAGUGGGACGAGAUGAUGCUGCCCGAACAGGAGAGGUUCCGGCAGAAGGAGUACGUCCACUACAACAGCGUCCUCGCCCGCUCCUCCCCACUCCUGCACGGCUCUUCCGUGAAGCAGCACGACAGGGUCACCUUGGUGCUGCAGGACUGGAUCAGACCGCAGAAACAGGCCGCCUGUCGCCACUGAGUGAGACGCCCUUCAGUUCGGCCUGGAGCAAUGCUUUAUCGCCUCCUCGGUUUUCUUUGCUAUCUGUGUGUGCUGCUGCAAUGGUGUGCAGAAGUAAUCUGUCGAGCGGCAAUGCCGUACUGGUACUAUCGUCGUCUCUGCCAAAUCUCCAAGUUUUUCAUUUCUUGAACUCCCGCUGGAUUACCAAGUUUGUUAUGUUGUGUUGAAACCCUGCUGAAUUUCCAAGUUAUUAUAAGUAUGGUCGUGGAUUAGUCU